Molecule: messenger RNA, 1344 nt
Organism: Saxophila tyrrhenica
Lineage: Eukaryota; Fungi; Ascomycota; Dothideomycetes; Mycosphaerellales; Extremaceae
Gene: PRO1
Product: Glutamate 5-kinase
Exons: 2
Coding region: 1-1344 (447 amino acids)
Cellular component (GO): cytoplasm; cytosol
Molecular function (GO): glutamate 5-kinase activity; RNA binding; ATP binding
Source: RefSeq, a predicted model, not a curated record
AUGAAGAAACACCUUACCAUCGUUAUCAAACUGGGCACCUCCUCCAUAGUCAACGAAACCACCCACGAACCCCUCCUCUCCACCCUCUCCACCAUCGUCGAGACCUGCAUCACCCUCCGCCAUGAAGGCCACCGCGUCAUCCUCUGCUCCUCGGGGGCUAUCGGCAUGGCCCUCCGCCAAAUGGACAUGGAGCGGCGCCCCAAACACCUCCCGCAAGUGCAGGCUUUGGCGGCGAUCGGACAGUGCAAGCUGAUGAGCAUGUGGGACCAACUGUUCAUGCACAUGCGGCAGCCGGUCGCGCAGAUUUUGCUGGGGAGGAACGAUAUCGCGGAUCGGACGCAAUAUUUGAACGCGCAGAAUACAUUUACCGAGUUGUUGGGGAUGGGCGUGAUUCCAAUUGUGAAUGAGAAUGAUACGUUGAGCGUGCAGGAGAUUAAGUUUGGGGACAACGAUACGUUGAGUGCUAUUACGGCGGGGAUGGUGCAGGCGGAUUAUCUGUUCUUGAUGACGGACGUCGAUUGUCUCUACGACAAAAAUCCACGGACGAACCCAGACGCGAAGGCGAUCGAGGUGGUGGAGGAUGUGGGUGAGUUGGCGGCGGAUGUGUCGAGUGCUGGCAGUGCACUUGGGACGGGCGGGAUGGGGACCAAGAUUGUGGCUGCAAGGCUGGCGACUGCUGCUGGAGUGACAACCGUCAUCACGCGAAGUAGCAAGCCAGGCAACAUCUGGCAGAUCGUCAAGUACGCCGAAGCACAGAAAUCUGCAGCACGAAGCAUGGAAGGCAGUGGAGAGCUGCCCUCACAAGAGCCCAACCUCCACAAGACCGCCAUCACCAACGGCACCUCCACACCACGCCUCGCAGAACCCACUCUCCCACCACUACACACCCGCUUCCUCCCCGACCUCCACCCCAUCCGCGACCGCUACUUCUGGCUCCUCCACGGCCUCGCACCCCACGGCACCCUCUACAUCGACGCCGGUGCCCAUAACGCCCUGACCAACAAAGCCGGUCUCCUCCCAGUCGGCGUCAUCGACGUCGAAGGCAGCUUUAGCCAACAAGAAUGCGUGCGGCUCUCCGUCUUGCCCACGCGGACCUCGCCGCUCAGCGAAGGAGAAGAAGUCGGCCGAGCGCUGGUCAACUAUUCGUCGGCCGAGAUCAAGCGAUUCAAGGGAGUCAGGAGCAGCCAAAUUGCGGAGAUUAUCGGGUAUGCAGACAGUGAGUACGUGGCGCUGAGGGAGAGCGUGGCGUUGUUUCGGAGGGAGAUGAGUCGGCCGGUGACGCCGAUGAAUGAGAAUUCGAAGAGGAUUAGUCUGGGAAGGUUGAGCAGUUAUGUUGAUAGUUAG